This is a messenger RNA of Eruca vesicaria subsp. sativa (arugula), 516 nucleotides long. Lineage: Eukaryota; Viridiplantae; Streptophyta; Magnoliopsida; Brassicales; Brassicaceae. The record is from the annotation of a GenBank genome assembly.
AUGAGCCAACAGCAGCUGGAGAAACCGAUAAGUGAUCAUGACGUAAAAGAAGAGGCGGCGGUGACGGAGAGAAGCAUUGUCACGGCGGAAGACAAAGAGAAAGGUGUGGUGGCCGAUGGACAGGCAAGCAAGGAAGAGGUGGUAGCGAACCCUCCGGCAUCAGAAGGAACCAUAACGAUCGGGAAUAAGCCGGUGGAGUGGAGUGACGCAGCGGCUAUACAAGCGGCUGAGGUUAGAGCCACGGGAAGGACCAACAUCAUGCCAGGAGGUGUUGCAGCUUCGGCUCAAUCAGCUGCCACUCUCAAUGCUAGAGCUAACUCUGAGGAUGACAAGACUACCCUCGCCGUUGUCCUCGCGGGAGCGAGAAGCAAGUUACCGUCGGAUAAACCAGCAACGAGGAAAGACGCAGAGGGAGUGACAGGUGCAGAGAUGAGGAACGAUCCUCAUCUCACUACUUACCCAACAGGUGUGGCCGCCUCUGUCGCCGCAGCUGCUCGGAUUAACCAAGCCAAGUGA